GAACUCUAAUCAACUAGUUGUACCUGAAUGCCAUCGUUGCGUGGCUAACAUAAUCAAACACUCUUUAUUGCGAAUACAAGUUUAUUCAAAGUGUUCCUGCUCCUCCGUCCAUCCAAUCCCUCUUCCUCGUCUUUCGAAAACUACCCUUUGAGGAAUCAAGCCAAUGCCGAGUCUUUCAAAUGGCUCCUUACCAUGGAAUCAUCACGGCUGGGUUACGGAACAAUCGACGUCAUGCCCCGAAUUCCUUGCCAAUUCCGCCCUUACAUUACAAGGGUCCCGUCAAGCAUAUUGAAAGAACUUCACCUCCCGUGGUUCUUAGCCUUCCAAAUGGAAAUGAUGUACCAAUGCGGUCAAUUGAACUUGAACGUAGCCUACCGGGUAUUCACCAUCAAGCUCGUGAACGUGGCAAUCCGAGAAUAGAUUUCAUGGAAAUAUUUGGGGAUACAUUCGAACAUUUUGACGAUCAUGAAAAGCUUUCAGAGGCUGGGCAAUGGAUCUGUGCAGUGAUAAACGAUUCGGAACAAACGCAAUGUUAUCCAAAUCCAAUCGGGGUCUCACUCGGCGACAUGGAAAAUCCUCUGUUCUCUCGCAUUGAUAAUAUGCAUCAUUAUGGCCUGCUGGGAGACCUGCACAUGGAAAGUUUUGCAGCGCAACAAAUUUUGCACCUACUCCAGGCAAUAAGUGACAUAUUGCUAGAAGAUCGGAGACUUGGUGUCUACGAUGGAUUUCUGUUUUAUGAAUUCAUCAAAACAGCAUAUUGGCUUACGCCACUGAUUUCACAUGUCCUAGGAGGUGCCGGAGUACUGAUCUUGCUACGAGCGGUUGUGUUAAUGAGCGGUCAUGAUGUUGAUAUUAUUAAACGAUUCAUCGCUGCAACAUCAUGUCCCGACCAGCAAGAUCUAAUGAAGUUUGCACAAGAUUAUUGGGAAAUAGAAAAAAAGGAAUUGGGGAGACUCAUUCUUCUGAUAUUUGCAGGGGUCAUAUAGUUCUUCCCGCACAUCUGAUUUAUAGCGAGGUUUCCCACUAUCAUCCAAACUCUCCGGCGUCCAAAGCCACGUUUAUUUGCAUUUCGGUGUUGAAACCUGAAUCAUUGUCAACAAUUCUUACAAGGAAGCUGAAAUUUUCGAAAGAGGUUUGGGAAUAGUGUGAGGCAUUUCAUUGGUUGGUCCACUUUUCAAAGUUUUUAUGGAACAAUCACAACGUCUAGCUGUCGCGGUCUGAGAGUUCGAAGCCUUCUAGCCCCAGAAUGCGGCCACUUAUUUAGAAUUUUAGUAUUUAUGUCAACCUUCAUGCAGCAAGCCAAACAACCAGAACAAAUCAAAUUCA
This is a messenger RNA of Botrytis cinerea B05.10, 1326 nucleotides long. RefSeq lists its product as hypothetical. The transcript has a single exon. NCBI's taxonomy places the organism in Eukaryota, Fungi, Ascomycota, Leotiomycetes, Helotiales, Sclerotiniaceae. The record is from RefSeq and is a predicted model, not a curated record. The coding region runs from base 180 to 986 and encodes 268 amino acids.